AUGGCGAAAGUGACCAAGACGUUCAAGACCCCCAAGACAGCGGCCGGCCGGUCCGCGGCAAAGCUCUCGAAGAACGUGAUCAAGGGCUCGCACGGAAAGGUGCUGAAGAUCCGCACCAAGGUGCACUUCUACCGCCCCAAGACGCUGCGUCUGGCGCGUUCGCCCCGCUAUGCUCGCAAGGCCGUGCCUUCGCGCAACAAAAUGGACAAGUACCGUAUCAUUAAGUGUCCGCUCACGACCGAGUCGGCCAUGAAGAAGAUUGAGGACAACAACACGCUUGUGUUCUUGGUGGACUUGCUGGCUAACAAGCGCCAGAUCCAGGAUGCUGUGAAGCAGCUUUACGACAUUAAGGUCGCCAAGGUCAACACCCUGAUCAGACCCGAUGGCCAGAAGAAAGCGUACGUUCGCCUGACAGCUGACUACGAUGCUCUGGACGUGGCCAACCGCAUCGGCGUGAUCUAA
Messenger RNA from Peronospora matthiolae, 462 nucleotides. The record is from the annotation of a GenBank genome assembly. NCBI's taxonomy places the organism in Eukaryota, Oomycota, Peronosporomycetes, Peronosporales, Peronosporaceae.